Austrofundulus limnaeus is the source of this 1168-nucleotide messenger RNA. It is a transcript of the gene dut, whose product is annotated as deoxyuridine triphosphatase. Gene Ontology annotation, molecular function: dUTP diphosphatase activity; magnesium ion binding. Gene Ontology annotation, biological process: dUTP catabolic process; dUMP biosynthetic process. Bases 559 to 1104 code for a protein of 181 amino acids. The record is from RefSeq and is a predicted model, not a curated record. NCBI's taxonomy places the organism in Eukaryota, Metazoa, Chordata, Actinopteri, Cyprinodontiformes, Rivulidae. The transcript has 6 exons.
UUUAUUAACGUUAGCUAUGCUAGCACACGUAGCAUUGUGUAAUUAACAACCUUAAUGUUAAAUGUGUUAAUGUUGUGUAACAUUUGGUUAUAGUGACACAGAGCAGCUGUACAUCUGUCUUUGAGCCGGGAUGUUUACAUAAACUAAUGUUUUAUUUUCUGCUGACGUCACGUUGUUUAUAUUCGCAGAUAUCGUGAGAUUUGGACGGAGAACAUGUUWUUUCUGCAACUAUCGCGAGAUUCAGUUUGUAGUUUUGGAAACAGGAUUAACACUGAUGAAAUUAGCAUCACAAGAAAAGCGUAGUUUAUAUUUUUAUUUAAUAAAACAAAAAUACAGAAUAUAGUUAGAGUUACAGAGUCACAAACAUGAACUGUAGGUUUGUGAAUCACCAGUAAAGUCAAAGAAGGAAAUGACGUAAUGUUGAGGCGGAGCUAAUCUAGGCGCGAAAUCAUUUCUUUGAACCGGGAACAGAGCAGCUCGUGGAGCCGUGCUUUUCGUCAGAAACCAGAUAAAUUAGAGUUUAGUUUCCUGCAGGUUCAAACUGAACGUGUUGCCACCAUGCCCGCCUCAGAUCUCACAGAUGUUUCUGCAUCUUCUCCAUCCAAGAAGCUCAGAGCUGCAGAGCACACUCCAGAGCACACUCCAGAGCACACUCCAGAGCACACUCCAGAGCACACUCCAGUCCUCAGGUUUGCUAAGCUGUCUGAGCACGCCACCACCCCGACCCGUGGUUCUGCUAAAGCUGCAGGCUUCGACCUGUACAGUGCGUACGAUUACUCCAUCGGAGGCCUGGACAAGGCCGUCGUGAAGACUGACAUUCAGAUCGCUGUUCCUCAUGGGCACUACGGCAGAGUGGCACCGCGGUCGGGCCUGGCAGCCAAACACUUCAUCGAUGUAGGAGCGGGCGUCGUCGAUGAAGACUACCGAGGAAACGUGGGCGUGGUGCUCUUUAACUUCAGCAAGGAGACGUUUGAAGUGAAGAAAGGUGACCGGGUCGCUCAGCUGGUCUGUGAGAAGAUCUGUUACCCAGAACUGGUCCAGGAGGAGACUCUUGAUGAAACUAAACGUGGCUCUGGAGGCUUCGGAUCAACUGGACGCAACUGAAAGCUCUGAAUAAAUGUAAACAUCUGGUUUCUGUAAUAAAACUGAUUAUUUUUUGUAAAACUCA